Alternaria rosae is the source of this 1252-nucleotide messenger RNA. RefSeq names its product glutathione S-transferase. Gene Ontology annotation, cellular component: cytoplasm. Gene Ontology annotation, molecular function: glutathione transferase activity. Lineage: Eukaryota; Fungi; Ascomycota; Dothideomycetes; Pleosporales; Pleosporaceae. Bases 191 to 1171 code for a protein of 326 amino acids. The record is from RefSeq and is a predicted model, not a curated record. The transcript is spliced from 4 exons.
AUUGUUGUGUGAAAUGAUGACAAAGAAGCAAGGUAGAGACAUGUGUAGAAGUCGCGCACCACUCGCCGCGCUUAGUUCCGCCUGUCAUCCCCGCGCCGUCAGCGCACGUCAUCGUUGAUGCGCGACCGGAUGUCCUCAUCGUCGUAUCAAAAUCGAUGUGAGACACCUCAAGCAUCUCUUGACUCAAAGUAUGGAAAUGUCAGAAACGGCCGCUACCAACGGCUUCGCUGAGAAAGACGGCCAGUUCCGUCGCAAACCCUCAGCAUUCCGCAAUUUCAUCUCUUCUGAUCCCGAUUCAGAGUUCCCAGCAGAAAAGGAUCGAUAUGCGCUCUACAUUCACAUGGGUUGUCCUUGGGCACAUCGCACUAAUCUAGUGCGCAGCCUAAAGGGGCUCGAAGACAUCAUCCAGCUAAUCGUAUGGGAUCUAUCGCUCGUUCAUGAUAAGAAAGGGUGGGGCAUGUCCGGGAAGCCUGGGUUCGAGAAAGAGCCGCUUUAUGGCUAUACGAACUUGAGGCAGCUGUACGAAAGGGCGAACCCGGAAUACGAAGGGCGGUACCUCGUUCCGACGCUCUGGGACAAGAAGAAAGAGACAAUCGUGAACAAUGAGUCCAGCGAAAUCAUUCGUAUGUUCUACACUGAGUUUGAUGCGUUCAUCCCCGAGCAGCUCCGCGAGUCAAGCAAAGGCGACAAAGCCAUCUUGCCGGAGCAUUUGCGCAAGGACAUCGACGCUAUGAACGAGUGGGUAUACGAUACCAUCAACAAUGGUGUAUACAAGACGGGGUUCGCCCAGUCGCAAGAAGCAUACGAAGAGCACGUAUACCCCUUGUUCAAAUCUCUCGAUCGCCUGGAAGAACACCUUGGUCAGCCAGGUCACGGGCCGUACUUGUUUGGCGACCACAUCACCGAAGCAGACGUCAGGCUGUACCCUACUGUUAUCAGAUUCGACGUUGCGUACUUCACGAUCUUCAAAUGCAAUCUGAAGAUGAUUCGCUAUGAGUACCCGCGGCUGCACGACUGGUUGCGCAGGCUGUAUUGGGAUGAGAGUGAAGCGACGAAUUUUGGUGCGUUCAAGAAGACGGUGGAUUUUCAAGCGUACAAGGAUGGUUACUCGAACGCUACAAAGGCGAAGAUUGUGCCCGUAGGACCGAAGCCAGACAUCAUGCCCUUGUAGAGCGUUUACAGCGAUAAAGAUACGUCUCUGUGCAGCUCAGGGAGUAAGCGCAAACACGGUAGAAGAGCACUGAAACUGGUG